Aaosphaeria arxii CBS 175.79 is the source of this 942-nucleotide messenger RNA. Its product is annotated as DUF292-domain-containing protein. Lineage: Eukaryota; Fungi; Ascomycota; Dothideomycetes; Pleosporales. Gene Ontology annotation, biological process: protein transport. The transcript has 3 exons. The record is from RefSeq and is a predicted model, not a curated record. Bases 1 to 942 code for a protein of 313 amino acids.
AUGCCACCACCGUCUUUAGUAAACAGGCUGAAGGUACAGCUCAAGCUGUCCAUAUCAAGGCUGCGCAUGGUACAACAGAAGGACUCCGCGAAGGCUAAGCAGCAGCGACGAGAGAUGGCACAACUCAUAGAGGCCGGCAAAGUCCAAUCCGCCCGGAUACGCGUGGAGAACAUCAUCCGCUCCGACAUCACGACCGAGCUGCACGAGAUGCUCGAACUCUACUGCGAACUCCUGCUCGCGCGCUCACAACUCCUCGAACCCCCGUCCUCCCCCCACGGAUCCCCGGCUCCGCACGGCGCGGCCGUCGCGCUCGACCCCGCGCUCGAGGAAGCAGUCCGAAGCAUCAUAUACGCGGCGCCGCGGACGGAGGUCAAGGAACUGCACACCACGCGCGCGCUGCUGGCGGAGAAGUUCGGAAAGGACGUCGUGCUUGCUAGCAUGGAGGGGGAGGGCGUCGCCGAGAGGGUGCUGAAUAAGUUGAAGGUUAACACGCCGAAGCCGGAGCUCGUGGAUGCGUAUUUGAGCGAGAUUGCGAGGUUUUAUGGCGUGCCGUAUGGUGACGAUAAUGAGGAUGAGGAGGUGGUUGAUGAAGACGACGAUGAUGAGCCGAGUGGUGGCAUUGCGGAAGAGGCGGAGCCCAAGAAACAGCUUGAGCCUGCCCUGGAGGCCGAUAAGGCGAAGACGAAAGAGGACGAGGAGGAAGAGUUGGUCAAGGCCACGCCGCCGAAGCAGUUUGGGCCACAGAGUCCGCUGAGAGUCGUGCCUCCGAGUCCAAGCACAGAUAACGUGGCGCCGAAAUUGAAGCUGCCGGGGAACGUAGCGGCGAAGGCGAAGGCUGCAGAGGCAAAGAAAGCGGCACCGUCGAAGAAGGCUGAUGGCCCUGGUGGCAAGAUUCCGGACGUGGAUGAAUUAGCCAGGCGGUUUGCAGACUUGAAGCGGUGA